Molecule: messenger RNA, 408 nt
Organism: Acanthamoeba castellanii str. Neff
Lineage: Eukaryota; Discosea; Longamoebia; Acanthamoebidae
Exons: 4
Molecular function (GO): GTPase activity; GTP binding
Source: RefSeq, a predicted model, not a curated record
AAUGCCAUCGACCUGAAUAUUCGGGUCUUCACGCUCUGCCGCAUACCCGACUACAACGACCUCUUCAACGUCGCUGCUGUCGUCGUGGCCUAUGACAUCUCGUCCAAUCACGGCCUGAGCGAAGCGCUGCGCUGGGCCAAAGAAGCGCGACGAGAAGGUCGGCACAACUUGGUGCUUGCCGCCGUAGGCCUGCGAAAAGACCUGGUCACGCGCAAGCGAGACGACACUGCAGCGGCGAAGCAGGUGGCCAUUGGCGUCCGUGUCACGCUCUACGCCGAGUACUCAGCACUGCAAGCCUCGAGCCGCACGUUGACCAAGUUCUUCGGCCGUAUCGCGCGGCGGGUGGCCGAGUACCCCGAGCUGUGGGUGGCCCCCAUCAACGUACCCACUCAUCCUCCCCAUCAGUAG